Eutrema salsugineum is the source of this 2170-nucleotide messenger RNA. RefSeq lists its product as uncharacterized. Bases 287 to 1882 code for a protein of 531 amino acids. The transcript is spliced from 7 exons. NCBI's taxonomy places the organism in Eukaryota, Viridiplantae, Streptophyta, Magnoliopsida, Brassicales, Brassicaceae. The record is from RefSeq and is a predicted model, not a curated record.
CAUCCUUCUUCUUCCUCCUCUCUCUCUCUCUCCCUCUUUCCCCCCGCUCCAAUUCUAGGGUCUCAAAUUCACAUUCGGAUCUCUACCAUCAGAUCUUAAACCCUAGACUAAAGCACUCAAACCCUCGAUCUCCAUUUUGGGUCUUUCCUAUCGAGGAUUAAAGGAAUCUAAAAUCACCAUUUUCUGGGUCUCUUCCGAUUUGAUUUUCUCGAAAUUUGUGGCUUCUUUUGAUAAAUCUUCGAGGGUAUUUUUUCUGGGUUCGUUUCGAGGUAGUAAUUGACUCGCCAUGGGUGAACACGACGAUGUUUCUGGAGGGUUUUCGUCGAUUCCCAGAUCCGACUUAAAGAUCGGAGGCAAUGAAUUGGAUGGAAAACAUGAGUUGAAUAAAAUUCGACGUGUUAACUCAAUUCUAAAUUCAGGUAACACUGGUCAUGCUUCUAAAGGCAUUGAAAACGCGAAUGAAAUAUCUCAGGCUGGUCGAGCUUCGCAGAGUUUUGUUAAAGAAGGAAUGAUUCAUAAGACUGAGCUGUUGUUGGGUCAAGAGGUGAAGCCUUCUUCCAGUAAAGCUGGUCUUCUUAACACAGAUGUUGAUUGUGAAAAAGGAGCUUUGGUUAAGAGAAAUGACGCUGAAAGUGUAGCACAGAAAAGAAGCGGACUUUCAGUUUCCAGUUGCUUAAAUGAUGAUUUAUCAUCGGUUUGCUCCUCCAGGAGACGCGAUAAAUCUAGUUCAACGGAUGUGUAUUCCGAGUGUGGAAGUUCGAAUGUUCCUGUUGAGGAAAAAGAUCCAAUGAAGCUGUGGAAAGCAAUGAAACAGAAUGGGUUUCUUUCUAAUCCUCACGGUGGGAUUUCAGUAACAUCAAGCAGCUGUGUCGUCUCAUCUUCUCAUGGAGGGAUCCCGGCUCCAAGGAAACGUGGUCGCAAAAGCAGGAAUAAUGAUGCUGCAACGGUGAAGAAGAGAAAGAUAGAGGUUGCAAGGAAGGAAGAAGUUGACAGGUUUGCCAGGCUCGGUGCUCCUAGUGGACUGCUCAAUGAAUUGAACCCUGGAAUUAUAAAUCAUGUGAGAAACAAAAAGCAAGUAUUGUCCAUUAUUGAAAGCAUUGUCAAGUCUGAUAAAGAUUCUGGAAACUUCUACCACCCCUCGAUGAGGCAUAGUAAAACCGCAGUUGGGGGUUCCAGGAGGAACUUGGCAGAUGUGAACACUGAUGCCUCUAGAUCCGAUUUUAGCCAAGGAUUCAAGUAUGCCAUGCCGGAAGAUAACUACUCUAUGCGCUACUACGAGGAGAAAUGCACAGAUGGUGGUGAGUUAACGGAAAAUGCAAGUUCCUUGUCGAGCGAGGACACAGCAGAUCUCAACUGUGCUAGUGUACUCACUGUUAAAGCGGCUACAGUAGCUUCUCAAUGGUUGGAAUUGCUUCAUCAGGACAUUAAAGGCCGUGUUUCCGCUCUUCGGCGUAGCAAGAAGAGGGUUCGUGCAGUUGUCACGACAGAGCUACCUUUCUUGAUAAGGAAAGAAUUCCCAGCUGAUCAAGAAAAUGACCCAAACUUACUUCUCAAUGGGGCUUCGAGGGCUUCAACAGUCGAUAUCCACAAGACAAGAUGGAUAGCGCUGUUUAAUCAACUCGAACAAACGCUAUCAGAAGAAGAGAAACAAUUGGAAAGCUGGUUAAACCAAGUAAGAGAGCUGCAGUCACAUUGUGAUCGAGGUUUGCAACACUUGAGCUUGAGUUCUGGUCAGAACUUCUUACAGUUAGGAAUGCCAUUGUACUCUAGAGCUUCAGAUGCGCUGAUCACAGAUAAGGAUUUAGUCGUUAGAGCAGCCGCAGCCUCCAUAUACUCGACCUGCAAUUUUCUAGCAUCAAAGGAGAACAUAACCUGUACCUGAACUCCUUGAAACUUCUCACCAGUAUCUGAUUUAAGCUUUUUAGUCGAAAACGUUUUCUCAGUUACUCUAGUGUAAACUUUCAUAGCAGAGCUUUUCCUUUGUAUGUGCAUCUGUAAUACUAGGAGCGAUGAUCAUCAGCUUUUUCUUUUCUUCUUCUAUAGGCUCAUUUUUCUCUGCAAUUUUGUUUUACAAUAAGAACCUUGCUUUGCUGAAUUAAUUAUGUACUGUGUAAUGAUUCGAAUAUGUUUUAGCUAUUAGAAGUCUGGACCUUGUCCUAGGCUAAUUCCC